CCGUGCUGAAUUAUGAAACACACUAUUUUCAUACAUAUACUAUAGUUUUUAUGUUUGCUGCAUACAAAUAAAAAAACAACACGAGUGUGUAAAACUAAUCGUGCGAUGUUAUGCUUCGGGAAAAGUAAUAGUAGUAUAGUAUUCAUUUGUCUAUUUAGCUUUCUCUCUUUCUCUCGACGCGCAUAUAUUUGUUGACCAGUUGAUGAGUUGACCUUAUCUCGUUUAGUUCUGUGUUUUAAUUCCGCCUAACAAUACUUAGCAAGAUGUCAUCAACAUUGAGAACAUUUGAAAUAAAAUUAGAUAAUCCAACAGCAACCUAUGGAGCAGGUGCUAUAAUAACCGGCCAGGUUGUGGUUGAUCUCACUAAAACAAAAAAAUUGCGAGCCCUGAAACUAAGAUUCAAAGGAAAAUGUUCAGUUCAUUGGCAGAAAACAAGUAGCAGUGGAAAAAGUUCCAGAACUGUUGACUACACUGGAGAAGAAGAAUAUUUUCGUAAUGAUGUAUGUCUUUUUGGGAGUACAGGUGGUGACACUAUUGAAAUGUUGGCUGGACAUCAUACCUACCCAUUCAGUUACGCUCUUCCCCGAAAUAUCCCAAACAGUUUUGAACAUGGAGUCGGUUCUGUCGAAUACUCGAUGAAAGCAAUAAUAGAUCGGCCAUGGAAAUUUGAUCAUGAAGCUACUAAGAUUUUUACUGUCGAAACACCUUUCGAGUUGGAUUCACAAUCAUAUUCUAUGGUUGGUAUCCACGAUGAGAAAGAAGAGAAUUAUUGUUGCAUUUUACCGUGUAUUAGCAGAGGUAAUAUGAUUUUUACUUUUGAGUUGCCAACCACUGGCUACGCUUGUGGUGAACCUAUUCAUACGACUGUUCAUAUUAACAACCGAUCGGAUUCUGUUGAAGUUGAAGAGAUUGAAGUAAAACUAGAACAAAAAUUAGAAUUUCACGCACGAUCUCCGUAUAAAAAAACAAAAACUAAAAGCUGCGUUGUCCAGCAAAGUAAACGAGGAGGGCCUUUUCUUAAAAAAACUGAAGUACUUGUUGGACUACAAGUGCCUUCCGUUCCACUCUCAAAGCUUCAAUAUUGUAGUCUUAUAGACAUCAGUUAUCAAGUCCAUAUUGAAGUACAUGUUUCUGGAUUGCACUGUAAAACGGAAAAAUUCUAUGACAUUCUGAUUGGAACAAGACCUCCAACAAUGGCUCAUCAAGUUCUUCACCCGGUUCCUAGUCAACAUCCACUACCAAUUACUUCACCAUCUGCACCUGUUGAUUACUCUCCAGCAUUUGAUCCUGUAUCAGCUUUUCCAACUCCACUUAUUCCAAUGCCUGUUCCAAGUGUACCACAAAGCGAAAAAACUCCACCGUAUCCUCAGUUUCCUACACCAGGUGCGCCCUACCCAACCCAAUCUGGUUCAAGUCAAUAUCCUCCUCCAGGUGCUCCUUAUCCAACUCAAUUUGGUUCAGGUCCAUAUCCUCCAUCAGGUGCUCCUUAUCCAACUCAACCUGGUCCAGAUCAAUAUCCACCUAAUAACGCCCCGUAUCCUAAUGUCCAUCCCUUCCAAUAUCCCUCAGCUCCAGGUUUUCAGCCUCCACGAAAUGUUGAAUUUGUACCAUCUAAUCCAACAUCACCGUUUCAAUAUCCUCCAGAGCAACUUCCACCUUCGUAUGAUUCGGUCAUGGCCAAUGACAACAGAAAAUAAAAAUAUUUGUAUUUUUGCUACAAAAUUUCUUAAAGAAGAAAUUUACUGAAUUAUAUUAUCUUUAUAAUGCAGUUUGUAACGACACGAUUGAAAUUAUAUCUUUAAGACUAUUAUACGUAUUGUAAUUUCUAAUUCAAAGGACACAUUAUUUUUAUAUCUAUAAAAAUGACCAUAUAUAUUGUUGUAUUUCUAGUGUUUAUGUUGGUCUGUAAAACAAUGUUUUUUUUUAAAGAUUUUUAUUACCUUAUAGCUUAAGGCAUUAAUGUAUGUUAUUAGAAGUAAACAAAUAAAAUUAUCAUAUU
Messenger RNA from Cotesia glomerata, 1999 nucleotides. RefSeq names its product arrestin domain-containing protein 2-like. Lineage: Eukaryota; Metazoa; Arthropoda; Insecta; Hymenoptera; Braconidae. Gene Ontology annotation, cellular component: cytoplasm. Gene Ontology annotation, biological process: protein transport. Bases 264 to 1697 code for a protein of 477 amino acids. The transcript is spliced from 8 exons. The record is from RefSeq and is a predicted model, not a curated record.